This is a messenger RNA of Sphenostylis stenocarpa, 939 nucleotides long. The record is from the annotation of a GenBank genome assembly. Lineage: Eukaryota; Viridiplantae; Streptophyta; Magnoliopsida; Fabales; Fabaceae.
AUGGAGGGGCAGAAGAAGAGGGUGGCUGUUCUGGUGGGUUGCAAUUAUCCCAACACUAGCAAUGAGUUGCAUGGUUGCAUAAACGAUGUUUUGGCCAUGAAGGAGACUUUGGUGAAGCGAUUUGGGUUUGAAGACAGUAACAUUGAGGUGCUCACUGAUGCCCCAGACUCUUGUAAAAUGCCCACUGGUGCCAACAUCAAGCAGGCACUGGCUAAGAUGGUUGAUGAAGCUGAAGCAGGUGAUGUGCUAUAUUUUCACUACAGUGGACAUGGAACUAGAAUCCCUUCCAAGAAACAUGGCCACCCCUUCCGCCAUGAGGAGGCUAUUGUGCCUUGUGACUUCAAUCUCAUCACUGAUUUGGACUUCCGGCAACUAGUAAACAAGCUACCAAAGGGUGUAAGCUUCACAAUCCUUUCAGACUCAUGCCACAGUGGAGGCCUCAUAGACAAAGAGAAAGAGCAAAUAGGUCCAUCCUCAUCGCUUCAAAAAGGUGCCACAUCAAAAACAAGUUAUACCCUCACCCCAAAGACAAUCCCUUAUCACUCCAUAUUGCAGCACCUCUCUUCCCUUACAAAAGCCACCACGGAAGACAUGGGCAUGCACAUGCUAGAACUCUUCGGCUCGGAUGCGAGUUUGAGGUUUCAAACUGCGUCGCAUGGUCAGUUGGAGGCGCUGGGACCCGACGAGGGCAUUCUGCUGAGCGGGUGCCAGGCGGACGAGACCUCGGCGGACAUGAACCCCAGCGCGGGCGGCGGGAAGGCCUAUGGGGCGUUCAGCAACGCGGUGGAGAUGGUGGUGAGGGAGGAUAAGGAGGGUGGGUUGAGCAACAAAGAGGUGGUAGUGAGGGCGAGGAAGUUGCUACAAGAUCAGGGGUUUGAACAGCAUCCAUGCCUCUAUUGCAGUGAUCAGAAUGCUGAUGCUAUCUUCUUGUUAACCUAA